Messenger RNA from Debaryomyces fabryi, 1044 nucleotides. RefSeq lists its product as uncharacterized. The record is from RefSeq and is a predicted model, not a curated record. Lineage: Eukaryota; Fungi; Ascomycota; Pichiomycetes; Serinales; Debaryomycetaceae. Bases 1 to 1044 code for a protein of 347 amino acids. Gene Ontology annotation, cellular component: nucleus; SAGA-type complex. Gene Ontology annotation, molecular function: protein binding; chromatin binding; transcription coactivator activity. The transcript has a single exon. Gene Ontology annotation, biological process: regulation of transcription by RNA polymerase II; chromatin remodeling.
AUGUCAGUUAUGUAUCACCCAUUAGCAAGGACUAUCAAUCAGAGAGGGGAUUCUGGAUGCUUGACCCCAAACAACCAGAUAGAGGUUGAAGCAAACUCACCCACAAUUAGUAAGCAAGAGAACUUUUAUAAACCAAGCAGCAGCAAUACUACUACUUCAAGUACCAGUGGAGGUAGUACGAUUUUGAGUCCUCCAUUGUCGCCGUAUCAGAGGAAUAGCACCACUACCAAUGAUACCAUUGAGGAGAACGGUACCGCACAAGGUGGUGCAUUGACCAAGAACUACGUUUUGAGUUCGAGUCCAUUCAAGAUUGAAAACUACAAGAAGUACGAAUUGAAGGUAAAUGCAUGGAACGGGCUUGACUCUAAUUACAAGGCAAAACAAUUCAAGUUUCUUGAGCAGUAUUCAAUCAUUUCUGCAAGAGAAAAGUCACAGCCACAGCCUACUAGAAGAAUAGCGAGCCGCAAGAGGGAGUUUAAUUCAGAUAGUGAUUCUGAUUUUACCAACACAGAGAGAGUGCGGACAAGAAGAAUAGCUAAGGAAAGUUCUGUGAUUGGAAGUGGUGUUUCGGAUAUUGAGUCUUCGAGGGCUAAUUCACAAUCACCAUCACCAAGAAAGAAGAAGGCCAGAAAGGAAGCUUCGUAUACUGGUUCUCCAUUGGCAAUUCAACAAGCAUCAUUCAUAGACGAGAACAUCCCUGACUAUUCUCCGGAAGUUUCGACUUUACCUAAGGGUAAUAACAGAAGCUUGAAGGUCGAGUGGAAGGGACAGCCAAUGGACUUAAGAAACGAUCCUAACGCAGACAAAUUGCAUCCUGCAGAAGUUUUAUUGGCAUCGACAUUGAGGUUACCAUGCAAUGUGUAUCUUGAUUCGAAGAGAAGGUUAUUUUUCGAAAAGGUCAAUCGUAUGAAGAGUGGCAUGCAAUUCAGACGUACUGAUGCACAGAAGGCAUGUAGGAUUGAUGUCAACAAGGCCAGUAGACUAUUUGCAGCCUUCGAAAAGGUCGGUUGGUUAAACGACGUUCAUUUCACGAAAUAUUUGUAA